This is a messenger RNA of Patella vulgata (common limpet), 7167 nucleotides long. RefSeq names its product nucleoprotein TPR. The record is from RefSeq and is a predicted model, not a curated record. Gene Ontology annotation, cellular component: nuclear pore. NCBI's taxonomy places the organism in Eukaryota, Metazoa, Mollusca, Gastropoda, Patellidae. Gene Ontology annotation, biological process: mRNA export from nucleus; protein import into nucleus. Gene Ontology annotation, molecular function: structural constituent of nuclear pore. Bases 7 to 7005 code for a protein of 2332 amino acids. The transcript has 63 exons.
UUAAACAUGGCGGGGAAUGAGUUUCUUUCAAAAGCUCUAGAAUUAUCUGAAAUAGAGCUACUUUCCUCUACAACAAAACAUAAAUUAGAGCGCCAUGUAGCCGACUUAGACAUAAAACUAACAAAUGCAAAGGCUAGCUAUGAAAGUCUUCGAGUAAAUUCUGAACAACAGUAUAACGAGUUAGAAAGAAAACUAAUAGAAAGUGUUACCCAGUUAGAAACUGAAACUUCAUCCAAGAAAGCCUUACAAAGCAAAGUAGCAGAAUUAGAGAAGAGAUUGUCUGAUGAAGUUGAAAAAAUAUCAACCCUUGAAAACAGCUAUCAAAAGGCUCAUGAAGCAGAGAUUAAGUUUACAAGAUUAUCUGAAAGACUUGAAGCUGAUAAAGCAGAGCUAGUUGAAAGACUUGAAAAGAAAAAUAAGAAGAUUGAAUCUUUAAAUGAUGAAUGGAAAGCUGUUACAGAUAAGGUAGCCAAUGUUGAGAAACAGAAAUGUGAAUUACAGGCAAAAUUAUCGGAGUUGCAGUCUAAAGAUAUCACACGAGAUUUUAAAGAAAAGAAAUUGAUACAAGAGAGAGAUCAGUUAAUGGAAAGAGUAGCUUGGCUAAAUGACCAAGUUACAGAAAAAUCCAAUGCUUAUAUCAAUGAUCGGAAAGAAAAGAGUGUGAAACUACUUGAGCUUAUGUCACAGAUUGAAUCUAAAACAGAAGAGUUCAAUCAUACAAAAGAUGUGGUUGAUGGAUUGAAAAAAAACAAUAGUGAUCAAGCUGCCAAGAUAAAUGAACUUUUACAAAAACUUAAAGAUGCCAGAGAUUCUCAGAUGCAGUCUGAUGAACACUUCCACCAAGAAAUCAAAUCCCAAACGAAACUUCUUGACCUAUAUAAGGAAUCGGCUCUUGAAAAUGAAAAGAAAAUGAAAGAAACGACAAAGGCUUUUGAAGACAUGCAGAAAUUAUUGAAAGAAGCUGCUGAUGCUAGUAGGGAUCAGAAAGAACAGAGCACAGCAGAGAUUGAACAAUGUAUAGAACAACUCAAAGAAAAAGAAGCAAAAAUAGAAGAUCUAGAAGAAGAAUUAAGGAAUGCCAAUGAUCUGAUUGUAAGAAUUAAAGGUGAAGGGAAUAUGAGUUUAUCAGCUUUAGAAACACUUUAUCCUACAGCUGCAGCUACCAGUAAAAUACUUAAAACGGGAAUGACUCUAACUGAGAUUUACAGUGAAUAUGUAAAAGUUACAGAUAGUUUACAGGCAGAAAAAGCAGAGAACAGUCAACUUAAAAUCUAUCUGGAUGAGAUUGGAAAAGAGUUGGAAGAAAAGGCCCCAUUGUUGGUACGACAGCGUGAAGAUUAUGAAGCAGCUUUACAGAGUAACACUAGAAUGGCAGAACAGUUAAACACAGCCAUGGUGGAAAGGGAAGAAUUGUUAAAAGAUCGAGAUCAACAGAAAAGAAAGUCAAACUUCUUGGAACGAGAGACACAGAGAUUACAACAACAGACAGUAGAUUUAGGCCGACAGGUGAAAAGAUUAGUACAAGAAAUAUCAGAGAUGAAAGGUGGACCAAUUGUUAGAGAAACUUCACAGGUUUCAUCUAGUCAAGAUAUUACAGCAAGUGAUGUUGUUUCUGAAAACUUAGUUACAUUUAGAAACUUAGAAGAAUUACAAGAACAGAAUCAAAAAUUAUUGACUUUAGUACGAGAAUUAAGUGAAAAGAAUGAACGAGAAGAACAAGAAGCUGUGAAUAGUAGAACUGAAGAUUUACAACAACAAUUAGAAACAGCUCUAACAGAGUUAAAUCAAUUACAAUCGGCUAGACAAAGACAAGAAGAACUGGUGAAGUCUAUAGUUAGACAGCGUGACAUGUAUAAGGUUAUGUUACAAAAUACAUCAGAUACCACGAUUCCAGUAUCGUCAGAAUUCACAUCUAGGAGUCCAGUUAGAAGUAAGACAACAUCACAAGGUGCCGAUAUAGAAAAACAAUUGAACGAAACUAAGGAGGCAUUAAAAGAACUAAAUGUACAGUUUACUACAUAUAGAAAAGAGAAAAAUGAGAAUGAAAAGAUGCUAAAUGAGCAAAUUGAGGCAGCUAGAAAUAAAGAGUCACAACUACAAAUUGAGAAUGCAAAAUUGUCUUCAAGGCUUGAUUUUUCUGCUGAAAGGAAUAAAGUACAGCAGUCCAAUAUAGAUAGUUAUAAGAUAGAAAUAACAGCAUUAAGUAACAGAUCUCAGAAAUAUUCUUCACAAGUAAUGAAACUGGAACAAACUGUUAAUACACUUAGAGAUGAUUUAAUGGCUGCACAAGAAAAUUUAACCCGCUUUGAAAUACAGAAUCAGAAUUUACGAGCCGAGAAAGAUCUACUAAAGGAUUCAGAACGACAUAUGUUAGAAGAAAUAGACCGAAUAAGAAACGAAAAUGGUUCUCAGAAUCUAGUCAUGUUAAACCUUCAGGCAAUACAGAAUAAUCUUGAAAGAGCUGACUUUGAAAAUAAAUCCCGUUUAGAACAACAGAUAGAAAAUAAAGAUAAAGAAAUUUCCAGUAUUAGACGUAAAUUAGAAAAUAUACAAGAUGAACACCAGUCUACUAUUAGAUAUUGGGAGAAUUUGGUGAAGACACUACAAACUGAAGUUAGUAAAGAAAGAGAAAAUAUGAAGGCAGAAAAAAGUAAAAUGGAGGAUGCUAAUACAUUCAUACAAAGUCUGAAACAAGACUUAUCAGCUACAGAAGCCAAGUUAGCUGCAGCAGAAAUUAAACUGUCUAAUUCUAACUUAGGAGAUUCAGUUGCUGGUGGCAGUAUGUCUAUAACAGCUGUAUCUAUGUCUAUUGAUGAAAUAAAAGAUCUCAAGUCUCAGCUCGCACAAGCCAAUGCCAAGGUUAAAAAUUUGGAGAAAACAUGUGAAGAUUCCAAACGUCAAAUGGAACAAUAUAAACAGAUAGCAAGUAAUGUAGAAGAGAGUAUUAAACAACAAAAUCAAACCAGUGAAGAAUUUCAGCAAGCUCUAGAAAAACGCAUGGAAGAAUCUACUGCAGCCAAAGUAAAUCUGGAGAAGAGAAUUGAAAUGUUGGAAAAAGAAAACCAGGAACUAAAUAAUCAAAAUAUUAAAACUCUGGAAGAAGCUCACAACUUGAAUGCUGAUUUACGUAAACAGUUAUCAAGUUUACAGAAUGAGUUAUUAGAUGCUGUAGAAAGAAGAGAGACAGCUAUUGCGACUGAAACAGCAGCCAAGAUUAAAUGUGAACAACAAGUUCAAGUAGCAGCUGAGGCUCAAGAUAAAUAUGAAAGAGAACUGAUGCUUCAUGCUGCUGAUGUAGAGGCAUUAACCUCUCUUAAAAGACAGUUAGCCGAUAAAAAUGAACCGCUAGCCAAAUCCCAAGAAGAACUGAAAAAGUGUGAACUUGAACUUCUAGAAUCAAAGACAUCGUGGGCGGAACAAGAACGAUUAUUGCGUGAAGAAUGUAAGAUAUUAGAAGAUAGAUGUGCUGAAUUAUCCAAUCAAAAUAAACUUCUACAUGAACAGAUGACCAAGUUAACUAGCCAAGUAUCUACUAUACAACAUAAAUCAAGUGGUUUAGAUUCAGCCAAUACUUCAAUGACAGAAGAAACUGAGAAAUCAUCAGAUCAGUUAUUAGAGGUUAUCAGGUUCCUGAGAAGAGAAAAAGAAAUAGCCGAAAUGAAAAUGGAAGUAUCUGAAAUAGAGUGUAAUAGAUUAAAACAUAGAUCUGAACAUUUAAAGAAACAACUAGAAGAUGCCAAUAAUAUAUUAACUAAAGAAAGAGAAGACUCACAGGUGGCUCUUACCACAGUAUCAGAACAUGCUGAUAUAUUGAAGAAGAUACAAAAUGUUAAUAUAUUAUCAGACAGUAAUAAAAUAUUACGAGAAGAAAGAGAUAGAUUAAAACAAGAUUAUCUUACUCUAGAAGCCAAGGUUAAGAAAAUGGAAGAUAAUAUUAACCCACUUCAAGCUACAAUACGUAAUUUAGAAACACAGAAAGGUUUGUUAGCAGGAGAGAAACAGGCCUUAGAGAGUGAAGUUACUCGCUGGAAAUCACGAACCAAUCAAUUAAUAGAGAAAUGUAACAAGACAGAUCCUGAAGAACAAAAGAAAUUAAUGCUAGAAAAAGAUAGCAUGAAGCGACAAUUAAGUUCGCUAAGUGAAGAAAAUUUCAAACAUAAGGCAGAAAUAUCUAAACUAAACUCCACUAUACAGUCAUUACAAAAUGAACUCAAGAAUGUAAGACAAGAAAAUGUUAAACUGACUCAAGCAAUGACAACAUUGAAAGCUCAACAAGCAACUCAACAGGCAACAGAUAGUGAUGAAAAAGCCAAAACUAUUAACCAGUUGAAGAAGAUAGGAAGAAAAUAUAAAGAACAAGCUGAGAAAAUUGCAAAGGAGUUUGAGGAUUUUAAGUCUAAAGCUGCUAGUCAGACGCCAGCUGCAGGUGAUAAUACAGCAGCCAUUGAACAGGUUAAAACAGAAAUGACAGAGAAAUUAACAACAGUUGAGAAAGAAAAAGCUGAUUUUAAAACUAAAAUUGAUGAACAGAUGCAAGAAAUUAACACCCUGAAAGAACAGAUUAAUGAAUUUAAUAAGGAAAAAAACCAACUCGAAGAGACUUCUAGAAAAUACCAAGAUGAUAUUACAGAAUAUGAGAAAAAACAGACACAGUCUAAAAAUGUAUUAUCAACAGCCAAAUCUAAAAUAACAUCACAGAAAGAACAUAUAGAACGUUUAAAUACAGAAAAUACAGAUUUAAGACAAAAACUAAAUGAAACAGAACGUCAAAAUAAAGAAGAAAAUGAAAUGAGAGUUAAUAUGUUAAAGACACAAUAUGAUGGUAGAAUAUCAAGAUUAGAGAAUGAAUUGACAAACAGUAGAACAUCCAAUACUACAGCUGAUAAUACACAAAUUGAACGGCUUAUGAAAGAAAACUCAGAACUCCAGGCUAAGAUUCUGCAGUUACAAAAACAAGUUGAAAAUAUGUCAAAACAAGUUACACCACAACAACAAGUCACCCGUACUCCAGUUACUAUGGCACCAAGUGUAUCAACAUCAGAUGCUCCUAAAACAGCAAAUAUUAGACCUAUGGCAACAUCCACAGCUCCUGUAAGACCUACAACUCCAAUACAACAUUCUUCAAUGGCUGCUCGUGUUACAGCAAGCAUACGGCCCAUGGCUAUAGCUCCAUCUACGUCUACAGGGGGGAUAACUCCUACUGCUACUGUCAUGCCAACAACAGUGUCGCAACAAGAAACAAAUGAUGAACCAGCUACAUCAUCAACACCUAGUUCUAUACCAGCAGCUAGUGUUACGCCACGUAUAUCAACACAAGUACAAAUAGUAACACCUCAGAUUGAAACACCUUCUGAAGUAAAUGUGGAAACAUCAGUACCUGAACCAACUCCAGUAUCCCCUAUAUUAUCUACUACUGGUCCUAGUACAGAAACUACAUCACCAAUAACACCACAAGCUAGUACUAGUACAGGUACUACACAUGCUGUUACUCCACAACCUAGUGCAUCAUCAUCUUCACAACUUGGUAAACGAGCUAGAGAAGAUACAGAUAGUCAAGAAGAAGGGGAUACAUUUAAUAAGCGAACCAGAACAUCCUCACAGGAACAAGGGAUACCUGCAAUAACAGUAACAGAUGAACAUGCCCAGACUAUAACACAUCUUAGUCCACAAACUGGUAGUACAUCAACUAGUCCAGCUGUAGAGGUUGCUCCAUUAACAUCUUCUACUGAUCAGCUACAAGAUGCUCGGACAGAAGAAUUUUCACCAUCAGUUCUGCAAUCGAAUAUUCAGCAAACAAUGGUUGAACCAAUGAUGUCAUCCCAUCCUAGACGUAGACAAGCUGUAGCACCUAGAAAUCAACAACAAGAAGAUGAUGGUGAUAUUAUAGUACUAGGCAGUGAUGAUGAAGAUCAGGGUUAUCGUGAACAAAUGGAAGAUUAUAGAGAAGGAGGUGAAGAAAUGGGAUUAAAGGAAUAUACAGAAUCCAUGGAGGAGGAUGAUUAUGAUGAUGAAUAUGAUGAGGAUGAUGAUGAGGAUGAUGAAGAUGAUGACGAGGAGGAUGAUGAGGAUGAUGAGGAUGAUGAAGAUUCUAAUGAUGUUGUGAUCGUCGAUAAUGGUGCAGAUGAAACAGAACAACAAGUAGUAUCAAUUCAACAUCCUGUAACUGUGCCAGUAACUGAUUUACCUAGACCACCUGCUAAUUUACAAUCUAUGGGUAGAUCACAAUUAGCUCCUUUUACGUUGGGUCCUGGUGUGUUUGAUGAAGAGGAUGGCUUAGUACCUAGUACACCUACAUUAUCUAUACCUAUACGUAGAGCUGAUGGAUUUGCAGAAGCUAUCAAUUCACCAGCAGGACCACAGAGAUUUGUUUUUGGAGCAGAAGGUUCUGUCAGUCAACCAGUAUUGGCUCAACUAGAAUCACAAAGAGCAUUAGGUAUGGAUGAUACAAGAAUGGAUUUAUCACAGUUUGAUGAAGGUAGAAGUCCUGUACCAGUAUCACAGUUAGUUCCUAGAUCAGGAUCUGCGAGUACUGAUAGUACAUCUGUAGUACCAUCUACAUCAGGUACAGUUCAAUCUACAGAAUCUAAUGUUACAGAAGUAGCAGAUGUUCCUGAUGCAGACAAUGAAUUUGAAGAUGAUGAUGAAGCCUUAUUAGAAGGUUUACAAGGGGAAGAAGAUACAACUGAUGAUGUUAAACCAGAAGAAGAAACCGGUGAAGUAGAAGGUGGUGAAGAUAUAGAAGGAGUACCUAGUACUAGUACAGGUGUAACACACGAUGAUGAUAAAGCUACAGGUGAUAAUACAGGUGCUGGUAGACGAAAAAUACAGAAAAUUGUUUGGAGUGAAGAACAAGCUUCCAAUACACCAACUGCUCCACCUACAGCUCCUGUUGUUCAACAUACACGUGGACGAACAGCUAGAAGAGGACGUGGAGGAUUAUGGAGAGGCCAACAUUUUACUCCAGGGUCACGAGGAGGACCAAGAGGCGGAUAUAGACAAUUUUAAAUAAUGUGCUUGUGGGAACUUUGUAAAUUUCAUAAAAUGAAAGAUUAAGCCCUGUAUUUAAUAUCAUAUUAUAUAAACUGUUUGUACAUACCUGUAAUAUGAAUUAUUUCAGCAGUGCUAAUACAUACUAAUCAUGUCAUGAAUAAAGUUAUUAUCAUGUAA